Molecule: messenger RNA, 2076 nt
Organism: Penicillium antarcticum
Lineage: Eukaryota; Fungi; Ascomycota; Eurotiomycetes; Eurotiales; Aspergillaceae
Product: LCCL domain-containing protein
Exons: 2
Coding region: 1-2076 (691 amino acids)
Source: RefSeq, a predicted model, not a curated record
AUGCUAGGAGAGGGUCGCGAGGAGCCCGACAGGCUCUAUGUACCACCUCUACUCGAAGAUGACGAUCGUCUCGUCGAUCCCGACACUUCCGAAGACUUUCCACCGCCCGACGUUGAAGCAGGCCACGCACUUCCCAUCUGGCUACGGGAAUCGUCCAAAUCUUUUCGCUGGGGAUGGGUUCCGUUGCCGCUGAGAAAGGUCGGUCGCUCUGCCGCCCAUUGGGUGAAAGGCCCCGAUCCGCCGCAUAUGCUUCUGUUGAAGCCGCUGUUUCCGCGAUUCCAGGAACUGCCUGUUCAAUACCUUGACCGUUUGUUGCCAAAGCGCAAGUAUAAAAUCUUGCUUUUGAUGCUGCUAUAUGUCUCUUGGUUUUUACCUUGGUUCCUUGUUUUGCUACACUCGCGUUCAUCUGGGUAUAUUGAAGGAUACGGUCGGCCGCAAACCCUCUCGUGUUCGACAAACUUUUGGGAAUUUGAUAAUGGAUGUGGGGUAAAUGGAAACGACUGCCGUCCGUUUUCUUCCUCGACCAUUCCCUUCCGCUGUCCCGCGAAUUGCCGCGACACCAAAUUAUUGGAGCCUCAUAUUGUGGGAAAUCAUACAUACAACUACCAGGGACUAGUUGUUGGAGGUCCCCAACCCGAUUCCUCGGACCCAGCACUUUACCGCGCAGACAGUUUUGUCUGCCAAGCGGCUAUCCAUGUGGGCGCUAUCUCCAACGACGGCGGUUGCGGUGUUGUGAAGCUUGAAGGCGCGGCGCAUUCUUUCCCUUCAGUCAAGCAGAAUGGCAUUUUGUCUGCCGCUUUCCCAUCAACCUUCCCCAAGGCAUUCAGUUUCCUCCAGCUGUCUUCACCACAGGCUAGCUGCCCAUCAGACCCACGUUGGACUUUGCUUGGAGUCACCGCUGCUGCUGUUGGCGUUUUGUGGCUUUUCUGCACCUCGCCACCUGUUCUGUUCUUCAGUACAUUCUUUAUGGUGUUCUGCCAUACAGGACUAGUUGCCGACCCUCCCUCAUAUCCCACCUUGGCCGACCUUGUCUCCAGUCUUCUAUCGCGACUACUGCCGGCUUCCUUCGUCGUCUAUGUCCUAUAUAAGUUCUGUGCGGCACCGCUUCUACAGCCUAUUUCCUCUCCUAUCUAUCAGUUCUCAAAGAUGCUACUCUACUUACCUCCGCUGUUCAUUGGGGCUUUGAAUAACUACACCUUCGCGCGGUUGAUUCCACUGCAGCGUCUGACCCCGAUGGACAUCCAGAAGCAACCGGGAGCGAAGUUCGCAUUGGCUCUUGUCAUUCCAACCGUGCUCGCGAUUGUUUUGAGUCAAGCAUGGCAGAUUCGUCAAGGAGGGUUGCUUCCACGAUAUUUGAAGAUCUACUGCACGAUGUUGCUGAUCAUUUUGAUUUUGCUCCCCCUUCCUGGUCUCCGUCUUCGGAUCCAUCAUUACAUCCUGGCUAUCUUACUCAUGCCCGGAACUGCUUUCCCUACUCGUCCGUCACUCAUCUACCAGGGUCUGCUGCUGGGUCUCUUCAUCAACGGAGUUGCGCGGUGGGGAUUCGCCUCAAUCAUUGAGACCCCCGCCGCUUUGGGAGAGCAUGCACCCCUCGGAGAUGGAAUUCAUGGAUGGUGGGGAUCUACCUACCCCAAUAUCACUGAAUCCUCCGUCAAUAUCUCGCUGCCAGAAUUGGAGUCUAUUCACACCCAUCGCGGCAACGGAAAUAUCACCUUCUCUCUGUGGGAGCAUGACCGGAUGACCGAUCUCGCAGUAGAUGGUGUUUCAGUUCUUCUAAAUGACGUGGAGCGCUGGCGCGGAUACCUCGACGAAGACAAACAGGGAGAAUUUACGUGGCACCGUCAUGGUCAUGACGGCCUUGAGCUACAAACCAAUCCCCGCCUGGUAAAUCGCGAUGUCAACCCCGAUAUCAAACCCCAAUCUGUCCUACUUGCUGAUAGCGACUCUGAUGACGAACCCGAAGAUCUUUUCUUCCGAUUCGCGUUCUUGAGAGGCGCCGAGGCUGGUACAUACGGCCCGACAGGUGUCUGGCUGAGCGAUGGCACAUGGUACCCUCCUUCACCUCCGAAGGAGUAG